AUGGCAUGUAACACACCUAACCAAAGACAGCGGACUAUGUCAACAUCUGGAGAAGCUCUAUAUGAAAUUCUUGGUCUGCAUAAGGGAGCAUCAAAUGAAGAAAUUAAGAAAACCUACAGAAAAUUGGCCUUGAAACACCAUCCAGACAAGAAUCCAGAUGAUGCAGGUGCUGCUGAGAGGUUUAAAGAAAUCAACAACGCCCACACAAUACUAACUGACACGUCAAAAAGAAACAUAUACGACAAGUACGGAUCACUGGGACUUUAUGUGGCCGAGCAAUUUGGAGAGGAAAAUGUUAAUACCUACUUCAUGCUGUCAAGCUGGUGGGCAAAGACUUUGUUUGUCAUCAUUGGCCUCUUGACCGGCUGCUAUUUCUGCUGCUGUCUCUGCUGCUGUUGCAACUGCUGCUGUGGACACUGCCGGCCUAAGUCAUCGAUGCCAGAAGAGGACUUCUAUGUGUCCCCAGAGGAUCUUGAGGAGCAGAUCAAGACUGACAUAGAAAAAGAUAUGGACUUUCCAGUUGUCCUCCAGCCUACAAACGCAAAUGAGAAAACACAGCUAAUCAGAGAAGGACCUCGAAGUUAUUGUACAGACUCUUAAUAUUGAGCCCAUUGAGGGUCCACAGUACCUCCUCUUGGUUCGGUCAUGUCUCCAGGUGGUCUUGAUGGGGGAUGGUAGGGGACAUGAAAUGCUGUGAACUUUUCCACAUUUGUAUUUUACUUUUAGGUUAAGGAAAGAUGAUUGCUACAUAAUUUUCUCAGUAUGCAGAUUCACUCUUUGAGUAGAACUCCUAAUGGAAACACACAUUCCAUUUUAAUGAAUAAAGGCCUGAAGAGUUGUUUUAUGCUCCUUGUAUGAGGUAAGACAGUGGCAUUGGACAGGCUUAUGAGCCUGCCCUUUAUGUGAGCCAGACCUCGUUCCUUAUAGACUAAAGUAGUAUUUCAAAACCGAAGCCACUUUUCAUCUAUUUAACUAAAUGUAGUAUUCAUAUCUGCCUUUAAAUAUCAACAGCAAAACAUACAUGAGAAUUUAGGAGGAAUAUUUUGUGUGUGUGGAGAUUUUUCCUGUCGUAUUCAAUAUGGCUACAGAAAUAUUUCAAAGGCAAGAAGAAAUUAUUAGGUAAAGACAAAUCGUAUUAUUUUAAAGUAUAUUUUUGAAAGAUUACAAAUUGUCACUUACUGAAAACUGACAAAACCAGGAAGGAAGAAGUUUUGUGUGUACUUGUAGAUAGGCAUAAAAACAAAAACAAAAUUUCAGCCUGGUUAAAUGUUAUAAAUGAUCCAGAAAGUAAUUCUGGGCCCAAACCAGCCCCAAACAAUGUGUUUAACAAUUUUAAGUUAAAAUAAUUUUUGUCCAACAGGCUUAGAUUAGCCAGACUAAGAAAAAGAAACACAUGAGGUAAAGGACAGAGUUCUAAAUUCUACAGCCUAAAUUUAAAUUUAACGGCAUAUCACUCACCCCAUCUUCAGUGGGAUUAAUAACACUGACCAGAAAAUGCUCUGCUCUGUGCACGUUGAACAUUUAUGCUCAGAGGUCAUCUCUGCAUUUACUUGUUUGAACCUUAUAUUCAUCACGUGGAAGAAACCAUAUGCUAUUUCUAAAAUAGUAAGCAGCAAGUGUUUGUUUUUUUCCAGGUCUUCCUUAGUUCUUUAUGUAAUAUUACAUUUUUCAAGAUCUUGUUAUGUUUUUAUGUAACACUGCAUGAAAUGCCGUUUCCUUUUUUUCUUUGUUUCUUAUUCUGCCUCACCACGAAAUUACCGUUAAUUAAAGUUAAAUAUACAUUG
This is a messenger RNA of Lagenorhynchus albirostris (white-beaked dolphin), 1784 nucleotides long. It is a transcript of the gene DNAJC5B, whose product is annotated as DnaJ heat shock protein family (Hsp40) member C5 beta. The transcript has 4 exons. Bases 1 to 600 code for a protein of 199 amino acids. The record is from RefSeq and is a predicted model, not a curated record. Lineage: Eukaryota; Metazoa; Chordata; Mammalia; Artiodactyla; Delphinidae.